AUGAAUGAAGAUAUGUAUAUUCAAUUGAGUUUUUAUAGCCAACCAAUAAUAAUUUUAGUUGGAACCGUUGGUUCUUUACUUAAUCAAAUAAUAUUUCAUCGAAGAAAAUCAUUACGAACAGCAUCAUGUUCACUUUAUUUUCGUUCAUUAUCAAUCAAUGAUCUUCUUGUUUUAUAUAUCAUUGUAUUAACACAAUGGCUUAACGAUCAAUUUCAUUUCGAUUUAACAAUAAAAUAUUUAUGGUAUUGUAAAAUUCAAACAUAUAUCAUGCAUUGUUUAUAUGCAGUAUCACCAUAUUUUCUUGUUUUGGGCUGUUUUGAUCGUUUAUGUCGAACAUCAAGAAAUAUUCAAUUAAGACAAAUGGCAACUCUAAAUAUGGCUCGUCAAAUAAUUUUCCAUUGUCUUUUACCACCAAUAUUAAUGUCAAUAUUUUGCGGUUGUACAGCUUUUUUAUUAUAUCGUCGUAGAUGUCAACAACAACUUCAAUAUAAAUUAAAUAUAUAUAUAUCACAUAAACGUAUUCACUAUCGAGAUUAUCAAUUAAUAAAAAUCCUUUUUCUCUAUGUUACAACUAAUGUACUAUGUACCCUUCCUUUUGCUUUAGUUUUUUUACAAUAUGUUUAUAAAUAUAAUAGUGAUCCACAAUUAUCUAUAAUUGUUAAAUUUACUGUUCUUCUUGCUAAUUUAAAUUAUUGUUCUAGUUUUUAUAUAUAUACACUUGGAACACCAUUGUAUCGACGAGAAUUGUUACAUCUAAUAAAAACUUUUAGAUGA
Molecule: messenger RNA, 774 nt
Organism: Rotaria sp. Silwood1
Lineage: Eukaryota; Metazoa; Rotifera; Eurotatoria; Philodinida; Philodinidae
Source: the annotation of a GenBank genome assembly